AUGUCUCAUCCAACUCCAGAUAAACGUUUUCAACUUGAGAAAGAAGUCAUUGCUGCUAUUCCGGAUUUAUUGGUCAUUAAACCAAAGGUAAGUUGUCUAAAACUAUUCGUUAUAUAGGGGCUAACUCAUUAAAAAAAUUCGGAAACUAACAAAAAAUUAGAAAACACGAGUAAAUGAUAAAAAACUAAUGCAUGUAAACUGUUGACAACAACAAACAAAAACGUUUCCGCGUUGAUUAGUUGGGGACAACUAGAGAGCAGGGGAAAACGAGUGAGAGACAGAGAAAAUGAGAUUAGGUAGGGCGCGUUUGAAGCGUUGAAUAUAUUUUGUCCCUGUGAGAUGAAUAUGUAAACAUAGGGAAUCGUUGCAUUAAAUGGUUAUUUUUGAUAGAAAACACGUGGAAUUUUUCAGAAAAAUUAAAUUAAAGGAAUACCGGAAUUGAGAAUUUUUUUCAGUUAAAAUUUGCGAGUAAGUUAUGGAAUUUAGUGCUGAUUUUUUUCUUAUAUUAGUUUAGAAUUCUCAAAAGUGAUUUUUUCAAACUGUCUCACUUUAUUUUCAAAUAUCUUCUAACUCUCAUGAAUUUUUAUAGUGAACGUUGUUCCAGAAGGUUUCUUAAAUUUUCCAUUCUUCGAUGUUUCAGGUCUUCCCGGAUGAUAGAGGGUUCUUCUCCGAGAGUUACAACAAAACCGAAUGGGCCGAGAAAAUCGGAUACACCGAGGACUUGCAACAAGUGAGUUCAGUUAGCAAAUAUCGAAAUUCCAAAAUCAUAUUUACCAGGAUAACCACUCUUUCUCCCACUAUGGAGUUCUUCGUGGUCUUCACUCACAGCCUCAUAUGGGAAAACUUGUGACUGUUGUAAGUUCAAACAAAAACUUGGAAUUUUCAAUAUUUUUUUCUUAUUAAUUUCAACAAAUUUCCAGGUCAGUGGAGAAAUUUUCGAUGUCGCCGUUGAUAUUCGCAAGGGAAGUCCAACAUAUGGAAAAUGGCACGGAGUUAUCCUCAACGGAAACAAUAAACAUGCUUUCUGGAUUCCAGCUGGAUUUUUGCAUGGAUUCCAAGUUUUGAGCAAGGAAGGAGCUCAUGUUACUUACAAAUGCUCGGCUGUUUAUGACCCAAAAACCGAGUUCGGAAUCAACCCAUUCGAUGAAGAUAUCAAUGUUGAUUGGCCAAUCAAGGAUAAGGAUACUUUGAUUGUUUCCGAACGUGAUACUGUUCAUCCAGGAUUUUCUUCUCUCUAA
Molecule: messenger RNA, 1238 nt
Organism: Caenorhabditis angaria
Lineage: Eukaryota; Metazoa; Nematoda; Chromadorea; Rhabditida; Rhabditidae
Source: the annotation of a GenBank genome assembly